CUCUUUACACAUCUCCUUCUCCCUUUUCAAAUUUCUGUUGUAGCUCCCUUACGUCUCUAGUGUUUUUGCGGUUAACGUUAACUCGUAAGUUUAUUUUGUAUUACUUUUUAUUGUGAAUUGUGAUUUUUAUGAUAUUAGUUGAACUACUGUUUUUUUGCAGAUGACAUUCCAAAAGUUCACGCUUGGGUUACGGUAGAAUGGUUACACGGAAGAGAGCGGAAAGGGGUUCACCUACGUCGGUGGCCAUUUUCAGAAAAUAAAGGUCGCUACCAGACCGAUGCUUGAAGACCUCUAUCAAAUGUGUACUAACAUUACUUGCAUGGAUGACACGAGAAUAGUUGAUCGUAUGGUGUACCGAUAUCCAAACAGAGAAGGCGGGUCGUUGUGGCACGAGGAAUAUCUGCCAUGCUCGAAUUCUUGAGGUCCAACAAUCUUUCCAAAGCCGAGAUGUUCAUUUACACCGAGCCGGUCGUAGGCGUUGGAUGUCAUUCUGGAGAUCAUCCCUACCAAAGUUACCAUGAUCCUCAUUCCUAUUUUUAGUACCAAGAGCAAAGUGAAGGUCAUCAUCAAUCUUUCCCGUCAUAUGAAGAAGAAGUUCAACCGGACCAUGGCAACCAACCCGAGUACAACUUCCAAUCAGGCAUCGAUAGUUUUCACAACUACCAUUAUGGAGCUGAUGAAGGUGCCUUUCAUGAGCUGGAUCAGAUGGAAGAUGCCCUGCCAGCACCAGUCAUUGACCCCUCCGAUGAAGAAGGAGAGAACAACGUCAGUGCAGACAGCUCCGACCCUCUUGAAGGUGCUGAUGAUUCAGGACCAGAGUCAGACUCAGAUAAUGAUGAUGAGGUGUCUCAUGACCGUGUACCAGUCCCCUACUACAAUCACAUUCCAGACGACAAUUGGAUGGUCGACAGCGACAUGGAACCCCCGGAGGUUCCAGUAUGGGGUCCACUCACUGGGUUUAUGAAGGGGCAACAAUUUGGCUCGAAGAAGGAGGUGCGGCACGCCAUUGAUACUAAAGCAAUGACUAGACAUUUUGAAUGGCACACAACUCAUUCCAAUACAAAAAGGCUCAAAGUCAGAUGCCGUAAUCAUAACGAGGGAUGCAAUGUUAGGAUUCGGGCCAUCAACUGCAAGAGACACGACCAUUUGGUCAUAUCCCGUGCGGUGAACACACACACAUGUGUGUCAUUCAUAACAUCCCAAAGCCAUCGACAGUUGAAAUCCAGGGUGGUUGCUGCGGCUAUCAAUCAUCUAAUUGAGCAAGAUCCUGACCUGAAGGUGAAAGUCAUAAUCGCUGACAUUGCAAGUCGUUAUGGUUAUACGAUUAACUAUAAGAAGGCGUGGCAUGGAAAGCAGAAAGCUCUGGUCGCCGUAUUUGGUGAUUGGGAAGAAUCAUAUUCAUUCCUUCCCAGGUUGAUUUUGGCAUUGGAGACGUCUAACCCUGGCACUGUUUUCUCCCCUCGAUACCAAGAUGAAGAGAUACAACCGCCAGAGCUAGUGGAUGGUACAUUUCUUACCGGCAAGUACAAGGGCACUCUACUGAUUGCCAGUGUGGCGGAUGCAAACAAACAAGUCUUUCCGUUAGCCUUCGCCAUGGUUGAGGGAGAGAAUACUGAUAGCUAAGGAUGGUUUUUCCAGCAAAUUCAGCUCCACGUCACUAGAAGGACAAACCUAACAAUAAUCUCUGAUCGGCACGCCGGGAUUAGAGCUGCAAUCAAAAUGUUUGGAUCCAGCCUGGAAGUGGUCCCGAAGGUGGUGCAUACGACACUUCAAGAGCAACUGGAACCAACAUUUCAAGCGGAAGAAGCUUGUUGAUAAUUUGUGGUGGAUUGGUAAGCUCUCUAUUGGUUGUUUAAUUUGGUUUGAUAACAAUAUCUUACAUCAAAUAAAUGGUACACUUGUUAAACUCUUUCUAAAGAGAUGCAUGCCUAAGAAAAUGGGGUUUUAAGC
This is a messenger RNA of Linum trigynum, 1950 nucleotides long. The record is from the annotation of a GenBank genome assembly. NCBI's taxonomy places the organism in Eukaryota, Viridiplantae, Streptophyta, Magnoliopsida, Malpighiales, Linaceae.